Messenger RNA from Lates calcarifer (barramundi perch), 2341 nucleotides. RefSeq names its product testis expressed 47 (gene tex47). The transcript has 9 exons. NCBI's taxonomy places the organism in Eukaryota, Metazoa, Chordata, Actinopteri, Centropomidae. The record is from RefSeq and is a predicted model, not a curated record. Bases 43 to 810 code for a protein of 255 amino acids.
ACCUGUUGCCAUGGUAACCCAUCUUAGUUAAGUUGUGACAAUAUGGCCGCUUCACAGUUAGUCAGAAGCGUUUCCUUAAAGUCCUGGGAAAAGAGAGGGUCGGAGGAGGAACGAGGAUACAGAAUGACGAUGUUUGAUGUGUUUCACGGGACGAUGAGAGAGAAGAUCGUGCUACAGCGGCUCAUAGUGAUUGCCCGGCUCCCCCACGGUCUUGCUGACAGUACAGAACUGGGAGCCCAUUAUGAAAAACUCAACUUUCAGUUAAGCAAACAGUACAUAUGGGAUUAUAUUACGGGUCUGCUGUUGAUUUAUCCAUCCUGUCUGCUGCAUAUCAUCGAAUCAUCCAGGGAUGUUCUGCUUUCUGUCCUCAAAGACCUCAAAGACAUGCAACGACAGACAGACUGUAUCCUGCUGGAAGCUCCACAGGUCGUGUUCAUGGCACAUGACCCUCAAAGCAACAGACAGUUCCAACAGUGGAGCUACAAGGUUGUGGAUGCAGAUCAGGUGGCUGAGGACCGUGGGGCUAAAGGAGUUGAGGAAGAGGAGGAGAGCACAGAGACUCUGGUUUGCAGUGUCCUGUCAGCACUGCAGAAUCUGGCCGAGCACCUUGAAAUUUCAAAGAAGGCUCUCCCUGGAUUAGUGCUGGAUGAAACUCCAGAGCUGGUCGUCUCUCAGGAGGUUAUAGAAAAGUUACUGGCUCGAGAUGAGCUCCUGAGUCCACAGCUGUACCUACAGAUGUACAACUCCCCUUUAAACAUCAGCAUGGACUUUGGACAAGUUAUUCGAAGCAGCUGCCUCACCACUGUUUAACUUACUGGACAAAAGGUCAAAGAACGACAUGUGUCCAGGACCACUGCGCGUUGAGAGGGUUUAAAGUUGAUGUUAAGCCGUUUACAGUCGUUCUCACUCAGCUCAGUCACUUGUCAUCAUCACAGAUCUGCAUGCAUUUCAGUGCUGUCAGAGUGAACGGCUUACUUUUGAUUUACCAUGCAAUUCAAACUGUAAUCAAAUGUUUUAUGCCUCUGCAGAAUGUGUUUGUCCUUCACUAAAGCACCUUGGAUGUGACUGAGGGCUUCAGAGAGAAAUCACUGGGAUCCAGACAGAUUUAUACCAACAUUUAACUUACUGCAGCACAAAAAUACCUCUCUCAGUUCAAAAUGAUUUAAUGUAUAAAACCACUUUGAGUGAAAAAAUAUUGAGCACAAUCAUUCAUAACAAAAAACACUGAAAAUCCAAGUAAUAUAAAAACAUUUUUUAAUAGUUUCAACAUUCGGAUGAGGAUUUGUCUUUUUUUUUUUCACUUUUAUCUUACACUGUGUUCCACUUGGUGACCGGGAGAUAGCAUGUCCAAGAAAAGGCAUUUCCUUUUCACUCCAAACUUUUAAGAGUCCACAGCAUCACUACAGUUUGACACAAAGAACUUUUAAGUCUAAAAAGAUUCCUUGAUCACUUAUGUGUUCCCUUUUUACUUUGGCCCCCAUUACUUGGAACUUAAACAAAAACCAAAAAAAGAAAAAAGAAAAGAUGAUUGGAAAUGUACUUGCAAUGGCUGCAUGCACCACAGUGUAAUCUACAAACUGUGCAGGUAAAAACAAACUUAUUAUUCUUUGCUUGUUUUAUGAUUUCAGUGUGAAUUUAUACAAAUUUUUCAGCAGAUUUAAGUCCUCUGAGAGUGCAGUGUUCUGGGCAGAGUCUUCUAUCACGUCAUGAAGACUUAUUUUCUGAUAUUGGUCACUGUUCUGAGUCUGAUGUGCUUUUUCUUUUUGCUUGCUAUAAAUAAAACGGGUGAAACAUACUGUAUUAAUGUAACACAGAGGAUACAAGGUGAAGACAAACAGUAAAUCAUGAAUGAUUCAAACAUGUCGAUGGCAGAAUUGAUGGGGAGUUUUGACUAAAAAAGGUCGAGGGGAGCACUGAGUUAAUCUUCUCUUGCAAAGGUCAAUCUAUUCACUUAUAAAAAAUAAAUACAAGCACAUUUAGAUAGGACCAAAGAUGAGACAUAUUUCAUAGGCAUGGUUAAAAAGCAUGCUGCCGAUUUUCACACAGGACAAUGUCGAAUCAAACACCCUCCUCCCCCUAAAAUUAGGACUUACAAACUUUUAAAAAAUCAAAUACCCCUCCACCCUCUUUUACUACUGUUCACAACACAAACAAUUCGCCUGUAUCACAACCUAUGAGGUGAACGUUGUCUAUCACUGGUACAUUCCACCUGUUAAUUUCCCAAAAAAAGGCCUAAGUGCUCAAAGGGCAUGCUUGCAAAAAUCUGUAACACUGGAAACUGUCUCUCCUGACUGUCUCUGAUCAACAGUGUUGCUGUUAAUAAAGUUGUUUUUGAUUAAUA